GCUAUUUUUCUUGACCCUCCAUUAAAAACCAUCGUAUGAAAUAAUAUUCGUGAAGAAAAGUUCAUUUCGCCAUUACCCAUUUCAGAUCUUCUUCAAUUCUUGAAAUCAAACAAAGAGAAAAGAAAAAUGUCGACGGAAAAGGAGAGAGAGACUCAUGUUUACACUGCUAAGCUUUCCGAACAAGCAGAACGCUAUGACGAAAUGGUUGAAUGUAUGAAAAAAGUUGCGAAACUGGACGUUGAGCUGUCAGUGGACGAAAGGAACCUCCUCUCUGUGGGUUACAAGAACGUAAUCGGGGCCCGCAGAGCUUCGUGGAGAAUCAUGUCUUCGAUCGAGCAAAAGGAGGAUUCCAAAGGAAACGAAAACAAUGUUAAGAUCAUUAAAAACUACCGCCGUAAAGUCGAAGAAGAGCUUGCCAAAAUCUGCCAUGAUAUUCUCUCUGUCAUCGACAAGCAUCUACUCCCUUCUUCUGCUUCUGGCGAAGCCACUGUUUUUUACUACAAGAUGAAAGGUGAUUACUUUCGCUACCUUGCUGAGUUUCAGGCUGAGGAGGGUAGAAAAGAGGCAGCUGAAGAGUCACUCAAGAGUUACGAGGCUGCUUUAGCAACUGCAAAUACAGAUCUCCCUUCAACUCACCCUAUUCGUCUCGGUCUAGCUUUGAACUUCUCGGUUUUCUACUACGAGAUCAUGAAUUCUCCCGAGAGGGCGUGCCAUUUGGCGAAACAAGCGUUUGACGAGGCGAUUGCUGAGCUGGAUACUUUGAGCGAAGAGUCUUAUAAAGACAGCACACUUAUAAUGCAGCUGUUGAGAGACAACCUCACUCUUUGGACCUCCGAUUUGCCUGAAGAUGGAGGCGAUGAGAUUACCAAAGAGGACGAAUCCAAGGAAGCAAAAUCAGAAGCAAAACCAGAGCAUUAAUAUUUUAGGGUUGAGAGUAAUUUACGCCAAAAAGAAAGGGAAAUUCGAGGGUUGUUAUAUUUGCAAUCCAAUUUCUCAGUUUUCAGCACAAAGGGCUGUUUGGCAAGUUUUGUUAUCAGAAAGCUGAAGAAGAUGAGAUUUUUUAUUUAUUUAUUUUUAUUUUUCUUCCUGGAUAAUUCUCUAUUUAUUCCUACUGUCGGACGAAGCUUUUGUUUUUCGAGAAAUUAGUGUUUUUUUUCCUUUUUUUUUCUUUUGUAGUAAGACUAAUUCUCUAUAUAUUUUGGCGGCAUCUUCUAUAUAAAUAUCGUUUUCUUUUUGCACGA
Molecule: messenger RNA, 1241 nt
Organism: Erythranthe guttata (spotted monkey flower)
Lineage: Eukaryota; Viridiplantae; Streptophyta; Magnoliopsida; Lamiales; Phrymaceae
Product: 14-3-3-like protein GF14 iota
Source: RefSeq, a predicted model, not a curated record